AUGUCCAACGGAGAGACCAAGCCCCUCAACCCCCAGGCAGACCUCGCCCCUCCCGCCCCUAUGGCUGGAGUGUACUUCGAGCACGACCCUGCAACGGUGAAAUGCCCUUUCUGCCAGUACACUGGUCCGACCAAGGUUGACCAUAAGAUCAGCGCUGGUUCGUGGAUAUGUGUUGCCAUACUGGCCAUCAUCUUCUUCCCUCUGGCCUGGUUACCCUGUUGCUGCAAAGACUGCCAACAGGCUGACCAUAAGUGCACCCAUUGCAACGCCAAGGUCGGCGAGAAAGUAUUCAUCACCAGUUGA
Molecule: messenger RNA, 303 nt
Organism: Perkinsus marinus ATCC 50983
Lineage: Eukaryota; Perkinsozoa; Perkinsida; Perkinsidae
Product: lipopolysaccharide-induced transcription factor regulating tumor necrosis factor alpha, putative
Exons: 2
Coding region: 1-303 (100 amino acids)
Molecular function (GO): zinc ion binding
Source: RefSeq, a predicted model, not a curated record